Messenger RNA from Pelecanus crispus (Dalmatian pelican), 1524 nucleotides. Lineage: Eukaryota; Metazoa; Chordata; Aves; Pelecaniformes; Pelecanidae. The record is from RefSeq and is a predicted model, not a curated record.
AUGGAGAAGACUGAUUCUACAGCUGCUAGGAUGUCUCCUGAUCCGGAGUUCAGUUUGUGUUACAGAUGCAAAACACUUUUUACUCAUGUGUGUGUGCACAUUUUUGCUCCUCUGACCAAAAAGCUUUCUGGCUCUGUCAGGUACUUCCAGCUAGUGUCAGGUCCAGAAUCAAAAGUUGAAAUUUCAGUGAUCCUCUCAGUUUCUCUAACCUCUCCCCUUUCCCUUCUCUUAGAUCUCCUUCCACCAGGAGUCUGCAAUCUCCUCAACCCGGCCGCUAUCUACGCUAACAACGAGAUCAGCCUGGGAGAUGUCGAGAUAUAUGGCUUUGACUACGAUUACACAUUAGCACAGUAUUCUAAUUUACUACACUCUAUGAUUUUCAACACUGCCAGAGACAUCCUAAUAGAACAAUUCAAGUAUCCAGAAGGGCUUGGGAAGUAUGACUACAUUCCAGGGUUUGCCAUACGUGGACUUCACUAUGAUGUACAAAAGAGUCUUCUGAUGAAGAUUGAUGCUUUCCAUUAUGUCCAGCUGGGCACGGCAUAUAGAGGGCUCAAACCAGUGCCUGAUGAAGAGGUAAUUGAACUCUACGGUGGUACGCAGCACAUCCCCCUGUACCAGAUGAGUGACUUCUAUGGCAAGGGUCCAUCACUUAAGCAGUUUAUGGACAUUUUUUCUCUUCCUGAAAUGACGCUGCUCUCUUCAGUCAUUGAUUACUUCAUAACUCAUGGCAUUGAGUUUGACCAGGUGCAUCUUUACAAGGAUAUAUCUGAUGCUAUUAGAGAUGUACAUGUGAAAGGAGUGAUGUACAAAUGGAUUGAAAAAGAUAUGGAACAGUAUAUUCUGCACGGGGAUGAAAUCUAUGCUGUGCUAAACCGACUGGUGAACCACAAGAAGAAACUCUUCCUUAUUACAAACAGUCCCUUUAGCUUUGUGGACAAAGGAAUGAAACACAUGGUUGGCAAGAACUGGCGGGACUUAUUUGACAUGGUCAUUGUGCAAGCUGACAAGCCCAACUUCUUCACUGAUCGGCGGAAACCUUUUCGAAAACUGGAUGAUAAAGGCUCACUGCAGUGGGACAAAAUAAACCAGCUGGAGAAAGGAAAGAUCUACAAAGAGGGUAAUCUCUUUGAUUUUCUGAGGCUGACAGGCUGGCGUGGGUCCAAAGUGCUCUACUUUGGUGACCAUCUGUACAGCGACCUUGCGGAUCUCAUGCUGCGUCAUGGCUGGAGGACUGGAGCCAUUGUUCCUGAACUGGAGACGGAGAUUCGGAUCAUAAACACAGAGCAGUACAUGCACUCCCUGACCUGGCAGCAGGCUCUGACGGGGCUGCUAGAGAGAAUGCAGAUGUAUCAGGAUGCGGAGUCGAAGCAAGUGUUGCUGGAGUGGAUGAAGGAACGUCAGGAGAUCAGGUCGCUGACGAAGAACCUGUUCAACCCCCAGUUUGGAAGCAUCUUCCGCACCUUCCACAACCCCACAUACUUCUCUCGACGGCUGGUGCGGUUCUCUGAUAUCUACAUGGCA